AUGAUGGUGAGGAUAUGUAUCCGGGUAAUUAGGGAGGUUGGUCUCCAGGAGAUGAACAAGGCGGUGAAUGUGAUGCGGGCUGAGAUGGCGCCGGAGUUGCCAUCUUUGUUGCAAGUCCGUGAUGUGCGAGUUGGUGAUUGCUGCGUUGGUCAGUCUCAGAAUACUAUGGAAGAAAAGGGCCAGGAAGACUCAGUCUCAGCACUUUGUGAAGCUACCAUGUGA
This is a messenger RNA of Chaetomium globosum CBS 148.51, 222 nucleotides long. RefSeq lists its product as uncharacterized. The record is from RefSeq and is a predicted model, not a curated record. Bases 1 to 222 code for a protein of 73 amino acids. The transcript has 2 exons. Lineage: Eukaryota; Fungi; Ascomycota; Sordariomycetes; Sordariales; Chaetomiaceae.